ACAUUUAUAAAAGUUCUGUCUACAAGUGUAUUCGUUUAAUUUGCUCAAUAUUUUUAUCUUUUGAAAUUGUUUUCUUGAGUAUUUUUUACAUUUAAUUCUCAUAAUGAGUAGUAAAUUAACAUAAAUGAGGUGUAAAAGGCAGUUAAUAAAAUGAACAGCGGUUGUGGAUAACACCAAGUUGGAUAUAUUUUGUACGAGUCAAUGUUCAGACAAUCUAUACAAAAAUAGUUGCCUGAAAAAUCGAUGUAUCUGGAGUUUAAGGAGCGUUAAUUUUUGGAUGGAUCAUACUGAGCGUUUUGAUAUAGUCAUCAUAUCCAAAUUUAAUUGUAUUUGAUUAAUAUCACGAAACGCUUCUAUGAAGCAGGACAUUGGUUUGGGUAUUUCUUAUUCGGCACAGCCAUCAAUAAACUAUUGUGCAUCAAAAAAAUCGACAAUAUCUCAUCCCACGAUUACUUUCGAGAUAAACAAAUUAAUACCUUCUUACUGGAAACCAAUGUCUGGUGGGGAAUUUAAUGUACAUAUGUAAAUAAAAUUUCGAACUUUCGCAGAUCAAUUCAUCUUGAAUGAUGAAGACCAUUACUUUGGUCAGUGUAGUAGAACUUACUAAAUUUUUGAAGUCUUAAAUAAGAUUUAAGUUUUAAAUUGAAUUUGUAGUUUGAGCCAACUGUGUUUACUAUAUAUGCAUAGGAUAUAACUGUGUACAAUUUUCGAAUAUUUAGGAUUAUACAAUACCAUAAAUAUAGUUUCUUAUAAAAGUAGUUGUUUUUUAAUAUUUACCAAGUAAUUUAUUUGAAGAACGCCUAUUCUGAGGGUAAAUUUGAAUUAUCAUUUAAACCCCCAUUGAUAUUUGCAUAUAUGUACAAAAACGUAACUCUUAGUAAUUAAUAAAAACCAUAAAAAUAUGAAUUAAUAUAUCAAUUAUUUUUUGCUACGUCAUUUUGAAUACAAAUUUGGUUUAUUUCAUUAAUCAGUACUUGAAGCUUGUCGCCAAUCAAACACGCGCAUUCUGAGUGAUAAUGGUCUUUUCGUUAGAGCUAUCAUAUUUAAAUAGUUAAACUAAAACAUUGGUACCUAUAUGAUUCUGCCAUUUUCUUAUUUUAAUAUACUCUCAACAAACAUACGUACAUAUGUGUGUGGACUGCAUUUGUGCUAUCCUUAUUAUUUUUACUGCUAUAAUAUAAAGUAAAGCAUAUCAAGUAUCAACAAAAGAAUAUGCAUAUGUGUUAGUGUGCAUAUACAUACAUGUAUGUAGCUAAAACAGAACAGUCAUCUAAAGCCCACAGUCGGUUAUUAAUAGCCUUUUAUAUUAAAAAAAUAUAAAUAUAUAUAUAUAUUAUAUAUACAUAUAAAUAUUGAAUAUAACUCAUAGCUAAAGCAUAUGAAGAGUUCGACUUUAUCAUUAAGUUAAAAAUGUGUCAAGUAGCAUUUGAUAAUAAAUAAUUUUUUCAUUGAUAUUUAAGAAAUAUGUACUCGUGUAUACCCAUAUGUACAUAUAUUUACCUAAAAUAUUUUCCUUUAAAAUAAGUUUUUGUACAGCUAUAAAUGCGCACUCGUAGUAAUAGUUAUAAUUUACAGUUAUGUUAAAAUACAGUAAAUAUAAAUAUCUAUAUACCUAUGUAUGUGCUCACUUGUUUACAUAUUAUUUUGACCUUUAAUGCAUUUAAAUACGUAGUAUCAAAGGCUCAUCACUACAAAAAGAGAACAAAAAUUUUUUGCACAUUGUCACAUGUACAUACAUAUAUACUGGUACAUACGUACAUAAAUAAUCUAACUUAGGUGAAUCUCAAGUACCUUACAUAAUUUACGAUAAAACUAUAUAAUUUAAUUUCUCUUAAAACUCUAAAAUUUAUCUUUGACACUCAAGUUGUAUGAAAUAUUGAAUUGUUACUUAAUCAAAAAGCAAAGUUUUAUCUCUUGUCUCAUCUAAAUUCCUUAUCUGGUGUUGGGAUGCAAUAUUUCCACCUGAAAGUAUGAUCAACAGUAUUUACUACAACUAGUUGAACUAAGUGAUUUUUUUUCUAACUGAUCUUUCUCUUCUAUUAAAUAUGUACGAAGCCAUUUCUGUUCGAUUAAUAAGUUUAAGAAGUAGUAAAAAGUAUUUAAACUUGAUUAAUGUACUUUUAUUUUUAUUUUACUUUGUUUUGCUUUGACUUUUGAACUUGAAUAUUGAUUGCACUUUUUCCAUUAGGGCGCUUCUUGAUCUUCCAUGAAAUAAAUGUAAGCAAAUCACACUACACAUUUUUUGCAUUUACAUUUGUUGUUCUAUACUUUGUAUGCGUUUGUAGUGGUGCGUUAUCAGCAUAGGCACAAUGCGAUUACAUCUGUAAUUGAUAUUUCUCACUUUUUGUAAGUUUCAACAACGCGUGUACUUGCCUCUCUUCAAUGAGAUGUUUGUACUGUUGUACAAUGUGUAUGCAAUGCACUUCUUUGUUGAGGUUUUUUUUGUUUUCCAAACGUGAGUCUUAAAUAUUGCCGUGAGUUUAAACAUUUGUGUACUUGCUAUCCACUUUUUUGAUAAAAUAUUUAACAUGUAUACAUACAUAUAUACAUAUAUAUAUUUUUAUUCAUAUGCUCGUAUGUGCAAUAUAGUACUUCUGGAGUGGAGUAAAUGAUCGUUUUUAGGUAAACCAGUCUGAAUGUCAUUGGAAGGUUUACUAGAAUAGCUUUUUGCAGCUUUUAAGCCCUUAAUGAGGUGAACAUAUAAUUCAAAUAUUCAAAAGACCGACAAUUCCAAGGUAUUAUAAAACAUAAUUGAAAUUCAUCAACAGGAACAAAAAGUUCCUACAAUGUCGGAGGGCGGUGUACUCCACAUAAAACAGGAGUUGGAUAUUAGCACCUCAUGUUGCAGUCCGAGCACGUCUACCACAGUAGGCGUAAAUCGCUCGAAUUCGUAUUCAAAUGGCACCAGCGGUAGUACAAGCAGCACUAGUAGUGGCAGUGCGAUCAGUGGUGGUGGAACAGGUGGCAAUACAUCAACCAGCGGCAACAAAUCUUCACCUUCAGUGUCUCCAGAACGUCAAUUGUGUAGUUCAACAACAACGCUAUCUGCUGAUUUGCAUAGUGUCACCCUAACGGGAUGUGAAGCAAGUACACCAAUUGCCUUAAAAUCAAAUGAUUGCGGUGUUAACAAUACUAAUAGCACCAACAGUGCUGGAUCAACUGGUGGUGGCUCAAUACGCGAUGAAUUACGCCGUCUUUGUUUGGUGUGCGGUGAUGUUGCAUCUGGUUUUCAUUAUGGUGUAGCUAGUUGUGAGGCAUGUAAAGCGUUCUUUAAGCGAACCAUACAAGGAAAUAUUGAGUACACGUGCCCUGCUAAUAAUGAGUGCGAGAUUAAUAAGCGCCGACGUAAAGCCUGUCAGGCGUGCCGAUUCCAGAAAUGUUUGCUGAUGGGUAUGCUAAAGGAGGGCGUACGUUUGGAUCGUGUGCGUGGAGGUCGACAAAAAUACCGACGAAAUCCCAUUUCGAAUUCAUACCAAACCAUGCAACUGCUUUAUCAAUCCAAUAGUACCUCACUGGAAGAUAUCAAAAUUCUUGAGAUACUAAACGCAUAUGAGCCAGACACUUUAACGGUGCAACAGCAGCAACAACCACAUACCACUACCGAAAGUAGUAGUAACACUGGCACCGGCAAAGCCACUCAGAAUACUUCUGUCAAGUUGGAACAAAAUAAUUGUAGCAGUGGCGGCAGCAAUAGCAACAACAGCGAAAUAUUGUCUUCCAGUGCACAACCAGUAUGCAUUUUUCAAAAUAACAAUUGUGAUGCCGAAGAAAUUCUUGCUGUCCUCAGUGAUAUAUAUGAUAAGGAGCUGGUAAGUGUGAUUGGCUGGGCCAAACAGUUGCCGGGCUUCACUGAGCUGCCGCUAAAUGACCAAAUGAAAUUGCUGCAAGUUUCUUGGGCGGAAAUUUUAACAUUACAGUUAAGUUUUCGUUCACUGCCAUUUAAUGGCCGCCUGUGUUUUGCAACAGACGUAUGGAUGGACGAAUUGUUAGCAAAAGAAUGUGGGUAUGCUGAGUUCUAUUAUCAUUGCGUACAAAUUGCUCAACGUUUGGAGCGUUUAUCACCACGACGCGAAGAAUAUUAUUUGCUUAAAGCAUUAAUUCUGUCUAAUUGUGAUAUUUUGCUGGAUGACCAAAGUUCAUUACGAGCUUUUCGCGAAACAAUACUUAAUUCAUUGAAUGACGUCGUAUGCUUAUUGCGAUAUGGAUCCGCAGUGUCACAUCAGCAGCAGCUGCUCCUUCUUUUGCCAGCAUUACGACAAGCGGACGGCAUUUUGCGUCGAUUUUGGCGUGAUAUUUGUCAUGAGGGUAAAAUAACAGUGAAAAAAUUGUUUGUGGAAAUGCUGGAACCAGUGUCCAGGUGAAAAUGUCCUUGUAGAAGUUGCAAGUUAUGAGUGUUCUUGUAUAUAAAUAUUUCCCCAUUGUUGUUGUGAGAAAAUAUUUCACCAGAAACAACACUUUUAUCAAUCAUAUAUAUGGAAACUCAAUUUAGGGGUAGAAAAUUAACAGUUCAGUUUUUCUCCGUCUGUGACGGUGUAGUGGGUUUUUGUGGAGUGUUAGUGGGGCUUUCAGAGGUUACAGUAUCGAAUUUAUUUCUAGCAACAAGUUUACAAACAAACCACUUUGUAAAAAAUCACACUUUUGUUACAAAUUCUUUCAUGAGAAAUAUAAUUCAGGCCAUUCGGAAAAAAGUGCAUACUAAAUAUUACAAUUGGAUUCACAGAAAGAAUUUAGAGAAAAGUAAAGUUUUAGAAUGGUAGCGUGUCAUAUGGUGGCUUAUUCAUAAAAAACUUUGUUUUUUUGUAAAAAAUAUCGUCGUAUAUAAUAUACUAGUUUUCGGGAGGUUGGAAAUUUUUGAUUUUUAGCAUUAAUAAUUACAUAUGCAUAAUAUCUUGUGAUGAUAUAUGUAUCAUACAUUAGAAAUUUGUGUACUUAGCUUUUGUGAGAUAUAUAUAUACAUAUAUACAUAUAUAUAUAUACCUAUAUAUAUAUAUUUGGGCGACUCGAUUUUUUUUCUAUAAAAUCGCAUAUGCGGAAAAUGUCUAAACCGGUUUCGAGUCAGCGGCCACCUACAAAUCAACCCGCUCUAUUAAUAUAUAAUAUUUUUUCCCAGCAUAAAAAAAUCUCUAUAUACAUACAAACAUUAUAUUUUUUCCCAGCAUAAAAAAUUCUCUAUAUACAUACAAACAAAAUUAUAUAUGCAUAUAGAAAUGUUAAUAAACAAAUUUACUUCUUUUAUUUUAUUUUUUUUUGAAUAAGCUGAUUAACAAAUUUAAAAUUCAGAUAUUGAAAAUUUCAGUACAUUUCAUAAUUUCGUUAAUGAAAUUGAUUUUAAAUGAUACUCAAUUGAAAGCCUAUAGCCUUGGUGAAAGCAUUGUAACAAUAUAUAUCUAAAGAUGAAAUGCAAAGUUUUAUUCGCGUUUCGAUACGGCAUAUGGUGUAAAAUAUUGCACAAUAAAUCAAAAUACCGCAAAUGGUAUACCUUACGAAAUACCUCCUUUAUAACAGUCAAAAUAGAAAAUAUAAAAAAAAAUUCUAAUAAAAACCAAAAUACAUAUAUUUGUAUUGUAUAACCCAUAUAUAUUUGUAUGUAUGUGAAUUCAAUAUACAUACUGAGAUAUAUGAAUAACAAAUACUUUGUAGAUGAAUUUUUGUAAAUAAUAUAUAAAUUAGCUUAGUCACUAAGGGCCAAGUAGCUUUUAAGUGGUAGUAAUAAAGUGUUAGAUAAUAUUUAAUGUGUAUCACAGUAAUUUUAGAAAAUAUAUAUAAUAUACAUAUACUUGAUAUAUUAACGACCAACUGUUUGCAUAUUUCUGAAAAUAAAAUACAUAAUGAUUGA
Bactrocera oleae (olive fruit fly) is the source of this 5836-nucleotide messenger RNA. NCBI's taxonomy places the organism in Eukaryota, Metazoa, Arthropoda, Insecta, Diptera, Tephritidae. The record is from RefSeq and is a predicted model, not a curated record.